Messenger RNA from Durio zibethinus, 1829 nucleotides. The record is from RefSeq and is a predicted model, not a curated record. Lineage: Eukaryota; Viridiplantae; Streptophyta; Magnoliopsida; Malvales; Malvaceae.
AAAAAAAUUAAAGAUAGGUUGUGUUUUAUCAAUGGCCACUUUUAUUUUCCCAAACCUCCUAAUUUCAGCUAAUUCUGUCGUCUUUGUCUUGCUAAUUCUCUGCUCUUGGAAAAAGAGUUAUGCUUUCCAAGGAACAAAGAGUAGUACAGAUAGCAAUGAUCUUCACCAUAUUAUUCACGUCAAUGCUCUACUGCCAUCAGCCGUUUGCAACUCAUCUACCAAAGUUUCAGGUCUCGACAAAAAAUCAUCUUUACAAGUUGUCCACAAGCAUGGCCCAUGCUCUCAGCUCCAUCAAGGCAGAGCAAAAAACCAUCUCACUCAUGCGGAGACUCUCUUCCAAGAUGAAGCCCGAGUCAGAUAUAUUCAGUCCAGACUAGCCAAGAACUCAGGCUCCAGGUCAGAUGUGAAGGAGACUGAUGACGCCAAUCUCCCAGCCAGGGAUGGUAGUGUGGUGGGGUCGGGCGAUUACAUAGUCAUCGUGGGUCUUGGCACCCCAAAGAAACAACUCUCUCUCAUAUUUGAUACAGGAAGCGACAUCACCUGGACACAAUGUGAGCCUUGCGCAGGGUAUUGCUAUCAGCAGCAGGAGACAAUAUUUGACCCCUCUGCUUCCUCAACAUAUUCCAACGUUUCAUGCAAUACGGCACUAUGCAAUUCACUCUUUUCUGCAACAGCAGGGAACCCACUAGGUUGCGAAUCAUCGACAUGUGUCUAUGACAUUCAAUACGGAGACUCUUCUUUCUCGAUUGGAUUCUUUGCCAAAGAAAGGCUAACCUUAACGUCAACAGAUGUGUUCAACAACUUUCUUUUCGGUUGUGGCCAAAACAACCAAGGUCUUUUUGUUGGUGCAGCCGGUAUGCUGGGACUUGGCCGAGAUAAAUUAGCUUUGCCUUCACAAACAGCCAGGAAAUACAAGAAAAUUUUCUCUUACUGCUUGCCAUCAUCCUCCAGCUCAACCGGUUUCCUCACUUUUGGAAAAGGUAGGGGCAGCUCAAAAUCUGUAAAAUUCACUCCAUUAUCCAAAAGCUUCCGAGAUACAUCUUUUUAUGGCCUUGACAUUACUGGAAUCAGCGUUGGUGGCACAAAACUAUCGAUUUCAGAAUCAGUUUUCACCACUGCCGGUGCAAUCAUUGACUCUGGAACUGUUAUCACACGCUUGCCACCUGCUGCAUACGCAGCACUGAGGUCCACAUUUCGACAAAGCAUGAGCCAAUAUCCAAAGGCUAAAAAAUUUUCAAUACUUGACACAUGCUAUGAUUUUAGAAAUUACAAAUCCGUUACCAUACCAAAGAUAAGCUUCUUCUUCAGCGGAGGCAUUGAGUUGGCAAUCCCCCAAGAGGGGAUUUUGUACUCUAUAAGUGUUUCUCAGAUAUGCCUAGCAUUUGCUGCAAAUGAUGAUGUCAGUGAUGUGGCGAUAUUUGGGAAUACGCAGCAGAAGACACUGCAAGUGGUAUAUGAUGGUGCUGGAGGAAGAGUUGGAUUUGCGACCGGGGGAUGCCAGUAAGUUUGUCAUCUAAUGGAGAAGAGAAUCUUCAAAUUAGGUCCUUCAUCAUCAUACAGUAAUGCUGAUGGAGAAAGAUUGAAUAACUGUUAUUGGCGAAAGCUCUAUCUUUCACUAUUGGAAAAAAAAAAAAACGACUCUAAUUAGUAUCAGUUCAACUUUUCUGCAACUUGUAAUCAGAAUUAAGAAAUAAUAAUAGCUGGAAAAAAUUGGGGGGCUACAGCUCAUAUAUAGUCAUAAAUCAUUGUAUAUAGUAAGUUCCGUUUCCUACCACCAAGCUUGGCUAGUGCAAGAGCCACAUCAAAAAGUAAUCGUAUAGUUUUCUUGA